Molecule: messenger RNA, 1578 nt
Organism: Penicillium cosmopolitanum
Lineage: Eukaryota; Fungi; Ascomycota; Eurotiomycetes; Eurotiales; Aspergillaceae
Product: MFS transporter
Exons: 3
Coding region: 1-1578 (525 amino acids)
Biological process (GO): transmembrane transport
Molecular function (GO): transmembrane transporter activity
Source: RefSeq, a predicted model, not a curated record
AUGACCAUCAUCACACGCAUCCUGUCCCACGCGGCAAACAAGCCCUACCGAACGAAAAAUCUAGAUACCGAACCGCCCUUUCUGAACGAUGACGGCCAUGUUGAUUUCGGCCCGAAUGAUAUCGAAAAUCCCCGCAAUUGGUCCUUCUCUCGGAAAACAUUCGUAACCAUCGCCGCGGUCCUGCUGGUCGUUAAUGCGACUUUUGCCUCGAGCUCGCCGAGUGGUUGUUUUCCUUCUAUCUCAAAGCAUUUUAAUAUUUCGACCGAGGUUACCGGUCUCACAAUAACAUUAUUUCUAUUGGGAUAUUGCGCUGGCCCUCUCAUCUUUGCCCCGCUUUCUGAAUUCUAUGGCCGACGAUGGAUCUUCUACAUCACUUUCGGCAGCUAUAUGGCAUUUAACUUUCUCUGCGCCUUUGCCCCGAAUUUCGCAGCCUUACUUAUCGGUCGGUUUUUGACUGGUACUUUUGUCUCCGCCUGUCUGAGCAAUUGUCCGGGUGUCUUGGCGGACUUGUGGAAUCCAUUGCAACGCGCCAAUGCGAUGGCCGGCUUUUCGGCUAUGGUUUGGAUUGGACCGGCUCUUGGACCUGUUGUUGCGGGAUUCAUCCAACUAAAGAAGGAUUGGCAGUGGAGUUUCUAUGUUCUGUUAUGGUUGGGCGCGCCGACUUGUUUGGUCAUGCUGACGAUUCCUGAAACCUAUGCGCCGAUUGUUCUCUGCAAUAAGGCGAAGCGAAUUCGCAACGCGAAGAUUCCGGGAUAUGAGACCGUGAAAGCGCCCGCGGAGGAGAGUGAUCGUACACUUGCUGGUAUCUACAAGGUCGCCCUUGUUCGACCUUGGAUCAUUCUCUUUGAUCCGAUAUCCUUGUGCUGUGCUAUCUACCUGGCCUUUGUUUACACCCUGCUCUACAUGUUAUUUAGCAUCUAUCCCAUUGUCUUCCAGGAGAAGCGAGGGUGGAAUUCUGGUGUCGGAGAGCUACCACUGGUUGGCACCGUUGCCGGCGCGCUGCUCGGCGGCGCAGUUGUCCUGAUUGAUACCCGGAUGCGACAGAAAAGAGUCGACAGAGGGGAUAUGAAGAUGGAAGAUGCUGAGCCUGAGGAUCGGCUGCCCCUUGCCAUGAUUGGAGGUGUUGGGUUCGCUGCGUCCAUGUUUUGGUUUGCAUGGUCGGCCGAGUACAACCAUGUCCACUGGAUUGUCCCAACGUUGGCUGGAUGCUUUCUGUCUAGCUGCCUUCUCCUAAUUUUCGUUUCGUAUCUCAAUUAUCUGGUAGACGUUUAUAUGAUGUAUGCCGCAUCAGCCAUUGCUGCGAACACAAUUGCGCGAUCCGCCUGCGGCGCUGCUGCGCCGCUCUUCACAAAUCAAAUGUUCAACGCGCUCGGGGUGGGAGGCGGAGGUAGUCUCAUUGGAGGAGUGGCUACUCUGUUGGCGGUGAUUCCAUUCCUCUUUUACAAAUAUGGCAAGCAGAUUCGGGCCCGGAGCAAGUUUUCGCCAACGACACAGCAGCGUGUACAACCGAAGGAUGAGGAGAGUAUGCCGAAUAGGGACGGGGAAAUGGAUAACUCCGAGUCGAAGGAACUUGCAUAA